AUGGACGAGCCCGGUCAGUCCAUCACCGCGAUCAAAGCAGCCUUCAUCCGCUCUCAAGUUCGCCAGCUCUGUGCACCCCUCGAAGCCUCGCCCGACUGGAAUGGGAGCAAUAGAGUACAAACGGCCAAGGGUGACCACGGACGUCCAGGCCACUUGAGUGACAAGGCUGUACAAGAUAUUGUGGCGAAAGUCAAUGACGAAAUCCGCAAACACAACCGGAUGGUCUACUCCGCGCAAUCGCAGCGGCACGUGGCCGAGCAGAUCGAAACGCUGUACUGGAACAUCAUUUCCGCCGAGUGCGACGACGCCGAUACAAACACAAAUGCCACUACAGUCGUGGCCCCCCGAGACGCCGACUUGACAGAGUCACACACCACCAUCAAAAGUCUGCUACCUGAACAGUAUACCGAUCUCCAUCUCCAUCCUCAACACGACCCGCAUUCCGGUCAUGGUCAUGAAGCAGAGGCAUACACCACACUACGGGAAGAUUUGAUAGAAAUGGCUCGGAAACGGGACGCGCUGAGACAGAACCUGGCGCGGUAUCGACAUUUACAAUCGCUGUUGGAACCGCUCGACGAUCCGCAGACGAACAUCCAGCCGAAUCUGGUGACCAGGGAUGGCGAAUUGGGUAAAGAGUUGGAUCGGAUGAGGAUCUUGCUCGCCAGAGUUACGGGGCGAGUUGGAGAAAUGAAGAACCUGAAUGCGACAACAUUAGACAGGAGAGACACUACUGCAACUGGAACAGACACGAAUCUGUCGCAAUCAAUAACGCCAACGACAACCGCACAAACAGAUCAGCAGAAACUGGCACUGCUGAUGGACUUGACUUGA
This is a messenger RNA of Exophiala dermatitidis NIH/UT8656, 831 nucleotides long. RefSeq lists its product as uncharacterized. The record is from RefSeq and is a predicted model, not a curated record. The transcript has 2 exons. Gene Ontology annotation, cellular component: Mis6-Sim4 complex. Bases 1 to 831 code for a protein of 276 amino acids. NCBI's taxonomy places the organism in Eukaryota, Fungi, Ascomycota, Eurotiomycetes, Chaetothyriales, Herpotrichiellaceae.